Molecule: messenger RNA, 3839 nt
Organism: Gorilla gorilla gorilla (western lowland gorilla)
Lineage: Eukaryota; Metazoa; Chordata; Mammalia; Primates; Hominidae
Gene: TWNK
Product: twinkle mtDNA helicase
Exons: 5
Coding region: 893-2947 (684 amino acids)
Biological process (GO): mitochondrial DNA replication
Cellular component (GO): mitochondrion
Molecular function (GO): ATP binding; 5'-3' DNA helicase activity; single-stranded DNA binding
Source: RefSeq, a predicted model, not a curated record
AGACGAGGCGCCGUCGCGGCUGACGCUGAAGCUCAGACGCUGCAGCUGCUGCACGUAGCGACCCAGUCCGUUGUGGAGAACGCUGGCCAAGAAGCGGCUCGGAGUCCCGCGCGCCGUCAUAGCUACAGCUUGGAGGCCGCGGAGCCUAAGCGGCGAGGAGAGGGGGGCGGGACUAAACCUCGAGGCUUCCGGUUCCGGGACGACCGCUCCCGGAGUUUUGCUUCCGAGGUCAAGGCGAGUAGCAUGUGCGGGAGACUCACGUUGCGGGCGAAGUGGGAGAGACAAAAGUGGUAACCUGGGGCUGGGGGCCGGUGCGGCGGAGCUCGGAGUAGUAGAGCGGAGUGAAGACACGGGGGAGGAUAGAGACUGGCAUUCCUUUGGGCCGGGGGAUUGGCGGGAGUCGUGCUGGGUGCUCUCGCCGUGUUGAGGUCCCAGUGAGGGGAAGGAGAAGCGGAAGAGGGUCUCUAGUCGGGGCCUAGGGCAAAGGGACUGCAAAAAGGAUGCAGAUGACUAUAGAAAUGAGGACGACGAGGAGAUGCUGUGGAGGAGCAGUAGAGGUGAGAAGAUGAUGCAAAGAAACUGUAUCAGUGAGGAACUGUAUAGAGGGUCAUAGAGGUGAGGUGGCGGAGAGAAACUAACGGACCAUAGAGGUGGGGGAGCCAUUGUAGAAGGACGUGGACGCGAAAGGGUCGUGUAGAUGGGCAUAUGCGAAAGGGUCGUGAAGCAGCAACGUAGAGGGUCUGAAGAGGAGAAAUUCAUGGAGAGAAAGAAUGCACCUAGAGUGAGCUCUGCAGAGUGCUGCGUGGGAUAUCCCUAGAGUUUGGUCUAGUGAAGGCACGCUAACCAGGCACCUAAGGCAUUUCAAGUAGUGACUUCCCACAUUUGGCUAGGAAUGUGGGUCCUCCUCCGAAGUGGCUGCCCCCUCCGUAUCUUGUUACCCCUGCGUGGGGAGUGGAUGGGUCGGAGGGGCCUGCCCCGAAACUUGGCCCCAGGCCCUCCUCGCAGACGUUACAGGAAGGAGACUCUCCAAGCCUUGGAUAUGCCAGUGUUGCCUGUAACUGCAACUGAAAUCCGCCAGUAUUUGCGGGGGCAUGGGAUCCCCUUCCAGGAUGGUCACAGUUGCCUGCGGGCACUGAGCCCCUUUGCAGAGUCUUCACAGCUCAAAGGCCAGACUGGUGUUACCACUUCCUUCAGCCUCUUCAUUGACAAGACCACAGGCCGCUUUCUCUGCAUGACCAGCCUAGCAGAAGGGAGCUGGGAAGACUUCCAGGCCAGCGUGGAGGGGCGAGGGGAUGGGGCCAGGGAGGGGUUUCUGCUUAGUAAGGCACCAGAAUUUGAGGACAGCGAGGAGGUCCGGAGGAUCUGGAACCGAGCAAUACCUCUGUGGGAGCUGCCUGAUCAGGAGGAGAUUCAGCUGGCUGAUACAAUGUUUGGCCUUACCAAGGUUACAGAUGACACACUCAAGCGUUUUAGUGUGCGAUAUCUGCGACCUGCUCGCAGUCUUGUCUUCCCUUGGUUCUCCCCUGGGGGCUCAGGAUUACGAGGCCUGAAGCUCCUAGAGGCUAAAUGCCAGGGGGAUGGAGUGAGCUACGAGGAAACCACUAUUCCCCGACCUAGCGCCUACCACAAUCUGUUUGGAUUACCACUGAUUAGUCGUCGAGAUGCUGAGGUGGUACUGACGAGUCGUGAGCUUGACAGCCUGGCCUUGAACCAGUCCACGGGGCUGCCUACCCUUACUCUACCCCGAGGAACGACCUGCUUACCCCCUGCCUUACUCCCUUACCUGGAACAGUUCCGGCGGAUUGUAUUCUGGUUGGGGGAUGACCUUCGGUCCUGGGAAGCCGCCAAGUUGUUUGCACGAAAACUGAACCCCAAACGAUGCUUCUUGGUGCGACCAGGAGACCAGCAACCCCGUCCCCUGGAGGCCCUGAACGGAGGCUUCAAUCUUUCUCGUAUUCUUCGUACCGCCCUGCCUGCCUGGCACAAGUCCAUCGUAUCUUUCCGGCAGCUUCGGGAGGAGGUGCUAGGAGAACUGUCAAAUGUGGAGCAAGCAGCUGGCCUCCGCUGGAGCCGCUUUCCAGACCUCAAUCGUAUCUUGAAGGGACAUCGGAAGGGCGAGCUGACGGUCUUUACAGGGCCAACAGGCAGUGGAAAGACGACAUUCAUCAGUGAGUAUGCCCUGGAUUUGUGUUCCCAGGGGGUGAACACACUGUGGGGUAGCUUCGAGAUCAGUAAUGUGAGACUAGCCCGGGUCAUGCUGACACAGUUUGCCGAGGGGCGGCUGGAAGAUCAACUGGACAAAUAUGAUCACUGGGCUGACCGAUUUGAGGACCUGCCCCUCUAUUUCAUGACUUUCCAUGGACAGCAGAGCAUCAGGACUGUAAUAGAUACAAUGCAACAUGCAGUCUACGUCUAUGACAUUUGUCAUGUGAUCAUCGACAACCUGCAGUUCAUGAUGGGUCAUGAGCAGCUGUCCACAGACAGGAUUGCAGCUCAAGACUACAUCAUCGGGGUCUUUCGGAAGUUUGCAACAGACAAUAACUGCCAUGUGACACUGGUCAUUCACCCCCGGAAAGAGGAUGAUGACAAGGAACUGCAGACAGCAUCCAUUUUUGGCUCAGCCAAAGCAAGCCAGGAAGCAGACAAUGUUCUGAUCCUGCAGGACAGGAAGCUGGUAACCGGGCCAGGGAAACGGUAUCUGCAGGUGUCCAAGAACCGCUUUGAUGGAGAUGUAGGUGUCUUCCCGCUUGAGUUCAACAAGAACUCCCUCACCUUCUCCAUUCCACCAAAGAACAAGGCCCGGCUCAAGAAGAUCAAGGAUGACACUGGACCAGUGGCCAAAAAGCCCUCUUCUGGCAAAAAGGGGACUACAACACAGAAGUCUGAGAUUUGCUCAGGCCAGGCCCCCACUCCCGACCAGCCAGACACCUCCAAGCGUUCAAAGUGAAGGCCGUGCAGAGCUGGUCACUGAAAUGAGCCUGAUAGGACAGGCUGGAGCAUAAAACUCUGCGAGGGCUCCUCUAUCCUGUGGUCCUGAGCUGUGUGCCCUUCUCAGUCUGAGGGGCCUAACCUAGAGCAGGUUUCCAUAGUGAGAAAAUUCAAUGUAGCAGACUACUGAGAAACUACUGUGUUGCUCAGGCUUUGUUUGAGGUCCUGUAUAUACAGCACUGAAAAGAGAGAUAAAGUCCCUGCCUGCAUGCAUUCUGGCGGAAGAGACAAGCAAGCAAUGAACAAAUUAGCAGAAAACCUAGUUUUAGUGAAAAAUGCUGUAAAGAAAAUAGAAAUGCGAUAGAGUGCUGGCAGGCUAGUGUAGAUAAGUGGUCUGAAAAGGUGUCUCUGAGCCGAGGGCAUGUGAGCUGGGGCCUAAACAACUAGAAGGAGAGAGCCACGUGAACAUCCGGAGAAGGGGACCCAGGCAGAGAGAAAAGGAAAUCCAAGCCCUGAGGUAGGAAUGAGCAGGUCAGAUUCAAGGCAGUGAGGUCAGGCCGCAUGAACCUGGAGGGGAAUCGGGGACUUCAUGCGAAACUCCAGCCUAGGCUUUCAAAGUCAAAGGGUGAUACAGUGGGUACCAAGCCCCUCUGCUCCCCACUUUGUAGAGCCUAGCAUGAGGUGGCAUGUACUAGAAUUGGAUCCUAGGUGCUUAGCCCUGCAAUAUCAGGGCCUCACUGGUGGGAGCUGCCUCGGGUUGGGUUGCUUGGUCAUAGAGCCAUGGAAGGAAGCUGUCAGCCUGGAGUGCCUGCCACCUAGACACUGAUGCCAUUGUGUGCUGCCUCAGGACUGCUGGAGUCAGGACAUUUUAUAGAGCCUUUUCCAGUUUUACUAAAAAAUUUUUCCAUUGC